AUGCGGCGUUACACAUUUUUGGUGCUGUGUUUUUGUAUUGGUCUUUCGAUUGGGGAGUUGCUUGGUCCAGAAACUCGCAAAGAAACAGAAAAAAACGAAGAAGAAGAUGAAUCGUCGGCUGCCUUAGACGCCGAGUCUAAGGUAGACCCUGAAUAUUUUAAAGCCCUGACUGAGGCUGUCAACAAGGACAUAAUAACCCUUCAGGAGUUCGCAAAUGCGAUGAGAGAAGUCAAGGGGGAAAAAGAAGAAGAAAAUAACAAAGAAAAUAAUCUAGAUCAAGUAGACUUUACAUUGAAGCUACUGAAAAAGAGGCUAUUAAGUAUCACAGAACCUAACUGGAUAAGUGAUAAGACAGAUUCCACUUCUAAUGAGAUUGAACAAAAAACAGAAGAUAGCCCUCAAAAUAUUUUAGAAAGUUUACUACCGUUACCAGAAGAAGAGGAGGAGGUACUUACUCCAGAAUUGCAAGAAGCUAAAGAGAUGUACGACGUAGCAAUGGCGAAGCUCCGCCGUCGGUCCCCAGAUUUGCGCAGUACGAUCCUCACGAUACAACAGGCGGCAAACAAAGGCUACAUCCCUGCCAAGAUCAAACUCGCCUGGUCGCACAUAUUCGGCGAAGGAGUCGAACUGGACAUUGAGAAGGCUAAAGCUAUAUUUGAGAUUCUCGUCGAAGAAGGCAACGCGGACGCUCAUGCGGGCAUGGGAUUCUUGUACGCCACCGGGCUAGGAGUACCAGUGUCCCAAUCGAAAGCGUUAGUUCACUACACUAUGGGGUCUGCGGGCGGCAGUGAUUACGCGCAGAUGGCGCUCGCGUACCGAUACUGGUCUGGUGUGACCGUGCCCUCCUCCUGUCCGAAGGCCAUGGACCUCUAUAUGAAGGUGGCUGCUAAGGUGGCGAGUCAAGUGAGUUGGAGCGGCGGGCCGGCCAUUCACCGCGCGCGACUCGCCGACGAGGCCGAGGGGGGCGGCGGGGCCCUCGACUCCGACCUCAUAGAGUACUACCAGCUACUGGCAGAGAAGGGAGACGUGCAGGCACAGGUCGGCCUCGGUCAGCUUCACUUCCAAGGCGGUCGCGGCGUCACCUUAGACAUCAACAAAGCCCUGCACUACUUCACGCAGGCCGCUAAUACUGGCAACUCCGUCGCCAACGCUUUCCUUGGCAAGAUAUACCUGGAGGGGGGCGACGGUAUAAAGCCGGACAACGAGACCGCCCUCCGGUACUUCGGCAAGGCGGCCGAGCUCAACAACCCCGUCGGACAGAGCGGACUCGGCAUCAUGUAUUUGCAGGGCCGGGGAGUCCCCAAGGACACGCGAACGGCGUUCAAAUACUUCACGAUGGCCGCGAACCAGGGCUGGGUGGAGGGGCAGCUGCAUCUUGGAUUCAUGUACUUCGGCGGCAUCGGCGUCCGUCGCGACUUCAAGCAGGCCAACAAGUAUUUCUCUUUGGCCUCUCAAUCUGGCCACGUGUUAGCGCUGUACCAUCUCGCUCAUAUGCAUGCACAAGGACUGGGGGUAUUACGGUCCUGCACUACUGCCACUGAGUUGUUCAAGAACGUUUGCGAGCGUGGCUGGUGGAGUUUUCGCUUAAUGCUCGCUCACGCAGCGUGGCGAGCGAGAGACUCGGACUCUGCCAUACUACAAUACUUAGCGCUAGCUGAAAGGGGACUGGAGUUAGCUCAAACCAACGCCGCCUACAUACUGGACAACGGUGAGGGAAGCAUAUUCGGAGAGAAAUGGCGUCAUGCUCGCGCACUACAACUGUGGUCUCGAGCCGCGGCUCAAGGUUGUGCCUCCGCUCGAGUGAAACUCGGCGAUUACCACUACUACGGACUCGGGACCAAGCGGGAUCUGGAGGCGGCCGCGCAUCAUUACAGGAUAGCGUCGGAACAGUUGCACAACGCCCAAGCGACGUUUAAUUUGGGCUAUAUGCACGCCAGAGGCCUCGGAUUGGCCCAAGACUUGCACCUGGCUAAGCGUUGUUACGACUUGGCCGCGGACACAUCGCCGGACGCCCGUCUGCCGGCCGCCUUAGCGCUCGCCGCUUUGACCGCCACGAGGACAUUCCACGACAUAAUGCAGUCUGCACAAGAGAGCCCUCUGGCGAUGAUAUUCCUAAGCGGCGAGUCCACACUGGUCUCCAACUGGGAUCUGUACCUCAUCACCUUGUUACUUGGAGCCCUAGGCCUGGUGGUCUACCUGCGAAGACCUGUGCAGCAGCCCCAUUGA
Chilo suppressalis (striped riceborer) is the source of this 2226-nucleotide messenger RNA. NCBI's taxonomy places the organism in Eukaryota, Metazoa, Arthropoda, Insecta, Lepidoptera, Crambidae. The record is from the annotation of a GenBank genome assembly.